AUGGCGGACGUGAAACCUCAAUCCGACGCCUCGGAUUCUCAGCCGCUCGUUGACAAUCAACCGUCUCAGCCACCGCCGCCGCCGCCGCAGCCUGAGGUUGAUGAACAGGAGAAUCAACGGAAAUUAUCCCCUGUCCCACCGCCGCAACAGCCACACUGGAUGCCGAUGCGAUAUCCACCGGCGGUUGUAAUGCCGCAUCAGAUGAUGUAUGCUCCGGCGCCGCCGCCACCGCCUUACUCGCCUUAUCAUCAGUUUCCGAAUCACCACCAUCAGCACCAUCAGUCUCGCGGUAACAAGUAUCAGAACGCAUCCAACGCUGAAAACAAAACCAUCUGGAUCGGUGAUUUGCAUCAUUGGAUGGAGGAGAGUUUUCUUAAUUCUUCUUUUGCUUCCGCCGGCGAGAUUGUUUCAGUCAAGGUCAUUCGCAAUAAGCACACUUGUAUGUCUGAAGGCUAUGGAUUUGUGGAGUUUAUUUCCCAUGAUGUGGCCGAUAAGGUUUUGCAGGAACUCAACGGAAAAACCAUGCCGACUACUGACCAACCUUUCCGUUUAAACUGGGCUAGUUUUAGCACUGGCGAGAAGCGGCUAGAGAACAACGGCCCUGACCUCUCUAUUUUCGUGGGGGAUUUGGCGCCAGAUGUCGUUGAUGCUUUGUUGUACGACACGUUCUUAGCCAAAUACCCAUCGGUUAAAUCUGCCAAAGUCGUCAUAGAUGCCAAUACCGGCAGGUCUAAAGGCUACGGCUUUGUGAGGUUUGGUGACGAUAGCGAAAGGACCAAAGCAAUGACGGAGAUGCACGGCGUGAAGUGUUCAAGCAGAGCUAUGCGAAUCGGUCCUGCAACACCUAGGAAGACUACUGGUUUUCAACAACAAGGUGGAUACAUGCCGAAUGGUGCGAUGGCACGUCCUGAUGCAGACUCAUUAAACACAACAAUAUUUGUUGGAGGACUUGACGCUAAUGUCACUGACGAAGAUCUAAGGCAGCCUUUUACUGAGUAUGGAGAAAUAGUUUCUGUCAAGAUUCCUGUUGGCAAAGGAUGUGGGUUUGUUCAAUUUGUUAACAGACCAAAUGCAGAGGAAGCUUUGGAGAAACUUAAUGGGACUGUCAUUGGAAAACAAACAGUUCGUCUUUCUUGGGGCCGUAGUCCAGCCAAUAAGCAGCCUAGAGAUAAGUAUGGAAACCAAUGGGCUGGACCGUACUACGGAGGACAGUAUUACAAUGGGUAUGGAUACAUGGUACCGCAACCUCAUGAUCCGAGGAUGUACGCCGCUGCGCCUUACGGAGGAUAUCCAAUGUACGGUGGUCAUCAGCAACAAGUAAGCUGA
This is a messenger RNA of Microthlaspi erraticum, 1326 nucleotides long. NCBI's taxonomy places the organism in Eukaryota, Viridiplantae, Streptophyta, Magnoliopsida, Brassicales, Brassicaceae. The record is from the annotation of a GenBank genome assembly.